Jaculus jaculus (lesser Egyptian jerboa) is the source of this 3685-nucleotide messenger RNA. It is a transcript of the gene Edar, whose product is annotated as ectodysplasin A receptor. The record is from RefSeq and is a predicted model, not a curated record. Gene Ontology annotation, cellular component: plasma membrane. Lineage: Eukaryota; Metazoa; Chordata; Mammalia; Rodentia; Dipodidae. Gene Ontology annotation, molecular function: signaling receptor activity. Gene Ontology annotation, biological process: positive regulation of canonical NF-kappaB signal transduction; positive regulation of JNK cascade. Bases 236 to 1663 code for a protein of 475 amino acids. The transcript has 13 exons.
GUUCUCCGGGGAGUCCUUUCAAAUAGAAAGGAAGUGGACCUGGCGGCAGAGGGGUGCCUGGUCCCUGUCACCUGAAUGGUCCCAGGGUCGUGGAACACCUGCUUGUGAGAGAACACCCGCGGCAGUCACCCGUGAAACCUGGUCACCCCACAUUGUACCUGUCUGUCUGCCUUCUUCAUAGACCCAUCUCGGCUGGGACAAGAAACCGACCUCCCUCAGGCACCAGGCAGGACUGAUGACCACAGCCUCCAAGGCCAGGCCUGUCUGUAUAGGUCAGCAUGUCCUGUCACUUUCGGUGCUCCCCCAGGAGAGCAUGGCCCACGUAGGGGACUGCAAGUGGAUAUCCUGGCUCCCUGUCCUGGUGGUGUCUCUGAUGUGCUCGGCCAAGGCAGAGGACUCCAACUGUGGCGAGAAUGAGUACCACAACCAGACCACCGGGCUGUGCCACCAAUGUCCCCCCUGUGGGCCAGGGGAGGAGCCCUACAUGUCCUGCGGCUAUGGCACCAAAGAUGAGGACUAUGGCUGUGUACCCUGUCCAGCGGAGAAGUUUUCCAAAGGAGGUUAUCAGAUAUGCAGGCGCCACAAAGACUGUGAGGGCUUCUUUCGGGCCACUGUGCUGACACCAGGAGACAUGGAGAAUGAUGCUGAAUGUGGCCCGUGUCUCCCUGGCUACUACAUGCUGGAAAACAGGCCCAGGAACAUCUACGGCAUGGUCUGCUACUCUUGUCUUUUGGCGCCCCCCAACACCAAGGAAUGUGUGGGAGCCACUUCCGGGGUUUCUGCUCACUCCUCCAGUACCUCUGGUGGCAGCACCUUGUCUCCAUUCCAGCAUGCCCACAAAGUAGAGCUCUCGGGCCAAGGACACCUGGCCACUGCCCUGAUCAUCGCCAUGUCCACCAUCUUCAUAAUGGCCAUUGCCAUCGUCCUCAUCAUAAUGUUCUACAUCAUGAAGACCAAGCCUUCAGCCCCAGCCUGCUGCACCAGUCCCCCAGGGAAGAGCGUGGAAGCCCCAGUGAAUACUCGCGAGGAGAAGAAGGAAGCACCAGACAGUGUGGUGACUUUCCCUGAGAAUGGUGAAUUCCAGAAGUUGACGGCAACACCCUCCACAAAGACACCCAAGAGUGAAAAUGAUGCCUCCUCUGAGAAUGAGCAGUUGCUAAGCCGCAGUGUGGACAGUGAUGAGGAGCCAGCCCCAGACAAGCAGGGCUCCCCUGAGCUGUGUUUGCUGUCACUGGUUCACUUAGCCAGAGAGAAGUCUGUCACCAGCAACAAGUCUGGGAUCCAAAGCCGAAGAAAAAAGAUAUUGGAUGUGUAUGCCAACGUGUGUGGUGUUGUGGAAGGCCUCAGCCCCACAGAGCUACCAUUUGACUGCCUGGAGAAGACAAGUAGAAUGCUCAGCUCCACAUACAAUUCUGAGAAAGCCGUUGUGAAAACAUGGCGCCAUCUUGCUGAGAGCUUUGGACUGAAGAGGGACGAGAUUGGGGGCAUGACAGAUGGCAUGCAGCUCUUUGACCGCAUUAGCACAGCUGGCUACAGCAUUCCAGAACUUCUCACAAAGCUGGUACAAAUUGAGAGACUCGAUGCUGUGGAGUCUUUGUGUGCAGACAUACUGGAGUGGUCUGGGGUUGUGCCACCUGCUUCUCCACCCCCUGCUGCAUCCUGAGGAGUGUGCCCUGGACUCUCUUCCCUGGGAUGAACUAGGGCUCCAAUGAGACCAGGUAGCUAUGAGUCAUAUCGUCAGCCUGCCAAAAAUCAAGGCCUUUUCUGAUGGGUCACUAUAUGCCUUGGGCCGCUCCAAGGAGCCUGAUGGGCACUGAAAUGAACCAAACCACGUGGGGAUGAUAGAAGUGAAGAAUCUGAUCCUAUAUUUAAGGAGACAGAAGACAUGUUUGUUACAGACCAAGUCACCAGAAGCUGUCAAAUAGGCCAAAUGAGGGAAUACUAAGGAAAUGUAAUAAAACCUCUAAGAAGGGGUGAUGGGUUCACAUGGGGUUGACAAAUAGGAAUCUUUGUGAAGAAAAGUAGCUCAAAGGUUUUGGUUAAAUGGUUAAAAGUACAGACAUCCCACACCAUACAUUGCCCAGAUUCAGCACAGCUUGUUGACAUACCAUGGCAUCAGGGAUAACUUGACCUGUCCCCAAGGUCACAGUAAUAUAAGCUUCCAGUCAAUAGUGGAAGCACUCCCAUGUCACUGGCCUGCAAGGCAUGUUUGCCCAACCAAGCAGACAUACAUGAUGAUGGGUUUCAUAGACUGCAUGGCUCCUUGGCCUAGGAGUCUGUGGACCUUCAUUGGGAAUGGCCUUCUCUAUUUGCCCUAGGGAAGAUCUUAUGAUGUAUCAAGUUGUUUUUACUUCAAACAGGUAUGUGUUCUGCUUAGAGAAGUAAAAGGUGCCUUCCUAAAAGUUUGGCCAUACGUAACUAUAUUCCGAGAGUGGCCAAGAUGUGUGGAUGAGCCUCACGUGUUAUGAGCGUUCAGACACAGCUUCCUGAUCCAGUAAGAGAUCAUGGAGCCUGAGGUGCAGUGCAGAGCCUGGGCCAGGAGUCCAAGGCCCCAGUGGAGUCAGUUUGGGUGGCUUUUAUCUCCUCCCCUAGUCUCAGCUUCACCUCUGUAAAUGAGAGGUUGGUCCGUGAGUCUGUAGACAGGAGAGGUAGUAUGCAAGAAUAAAGUGAAGACAGGAAAGAUGAGGCCUUGGAGCCUCCCUGAGGUGAGUGCAGUCUGGGCAACCACACAAAAUGAUAUGCGUAAAAGGAAAACUGGUAGUUGGUGUUUUCACAGUAAGAGCAAUUGUUUGGUAUAACUUCUAUAAAGACAAAGUUAAUAAAUGAGCACUGUUCUUGUAAGAUUUUCUUUCUACACCUAUAACUGCCAAGAGCUGAGGAACCAGGGAAGCCAGCACACCAGGGGGUUAAUGCCAAGCCAACUGCUGGGCUCCCUCCUAAAGUGAUGAUUAUAGUGAUUGCUAAAUUAAAAUGAACCCUCUGACUUAGAAAGCCGUGCUUUUAAAAUUACAAGUCACAUGACUGAACAAAAGCUUUGAUUACGGGAAAUAAGUUGUGUAUGUUUAAAGCCAACAAGCAAUUUCCCACCACUGAAUGUAGAACAUACUGUGAGAGGACCUUAAUUAGGUCCUGAAUAUUUAAUAUCAUCAUUUAUUGUGUUUGUUUGUGCUGUUUUCUCAGAGCCUAUUUAGUAUCUCCUGCAAGCUAAAUAUUCUGCUUGAUUAUCCUUUUAAUUCCUCUUUGAAAUCUUGUGGUGCUUCUUUCCCUGCUCUGUGAUAAUAAUGAUGAGUCUAUGCUUAAUUAGACUGAAAAUGUCAUGUGUAAUGAUUGAGCAGGUUCAGGGUAGUAGUGGACACUCUCCACCAAAUGACAUUUUCCAUGGAAGAUGGGUAGCUAUCAUUGGCCAGUGGAAGGUUUAGAUUUGAGAGCCAGAGGGCAGCCAGCAUCAGAGCCAUUCCACUGGCUCCUAGGCUGUCAUUUUGGGAGGCUAGUCAUUAUAUAGUUACACUAUCCCUUGGACUUAGUAAUGAAUGCAAGAAAAGUUUGCUUCAGUGAACUUCUGCCUGUGUUACAGAAUUCAGUGUCAAUGAAGACAUAAUGAUUUUCAAUGACCAAAUCUGGAACUUCAUGCUGCAUUUUGUCUGAAGCAGCCAGUAUUUUGCAAAACUGAAAAAAAAAAAAAGUU